ACCAAAAUGUUAUUUCUUCCUUUUGAAGCAAGAUGGGAACACGCUCAAAGUGUAAUACAGAAGUUUAUAAAAAAUGCGAGUUCCUUUAAAACAAUUAGUUCAUUUAUAUCCAUUUGUAUUCAACAACCAGAAAUAUUAAUCACCUUUUACAAGAGUACAAAUCCAUUAGAAUCUGCUUUAUAUUUCACGACUGUAUUAAUCGUUUUUCAUUAUAUUAUUUCUGAAAUAACAAAAAACUAUAGUCAAGUUGAUAAAGCUUGGUCAAUUUUACCUUGUUUAUAUGCAUGGCAUUUUGCUAUUCAUGAUUAUACCUUACAUGGCUCCUUUCAUCCUAGACUUUUAACGGCUGCUAUCUUAAUUACAACUUGGGGUAGUCGUCUUACAUACAAUUUUGCUAGGAAAGGUGGCUAUUAUUGGUCAGGUCAAGAUUAUCGAUAUCCAUACAUAUUAAAGAAAAUAGGACCCCUCUUUAUGGGUCUACUUAAUUUAUUUGUCAUCGCUCCCUUUCAAAACUAUCUUUUACUUUUAAUCGUCACUCCUCUUUACAUGACGCAUAGUCUAUUCUCUAGUAGUUACUCACCUAAUCGUGCUUCAAAUCAAUUGUCGUGUCUUGAUUGGAUCACCGUAGUCUUGCAUUUAUUUUUUUUAACUAUUGAAGUCAUUGCUGAUGAACAACAAUAUGUAUUUCAGACCGGGAAACAUGCUUUAUUAAGUCAUCAUCUGAAGCCAGAACAGUUGGAAGGGGAUUAUAAGUUGGGUUUUCUUUGGCAUUCAGGCUUGUUUCAAUUCAGUCGUCAUCCUAAUUUCUUUGCUGAACAAGCCAUGUGGUGGACUAUCUAUUUGUUUUCUGUAUCUGCUGUACAGGAGGCAACAGGUUCGACUGAUUCAAGUUCGUACCUGAAUUGGACUCUCUUUGGCCCAAUCAUAUUAUCAGGUCUGUUCCAAGGUAGUACAUGGAUUACUGAGAAAAUUUCAACUGAAAAGUAUCCAGAUUAUACUCUUUAUCGUAAAUCUGUAAACAAAUUCAUUCCAUGGUUUCCUACCAAAAUGACCGAAACAUCUGAUAAAAAAGAAUUUUAAUAUGUAUGUACACAAGCGACGAUGUUAUAAUAAAUGACAGUCAUGUUGAUUCUCUAUUACAUCUUUUCUUUUGCUUUCUCUUUAUUUAUAUAUAAGACACAGUUUCAUUAUUUUUUUUAAAAAAAAAAAAAAACACAUUGAAUUUACAAUUUCUUAGAUUUAGCAAUGGCCUUCUUAAC
Cokeromyces recurvatus is the source of this 1259-nucleotide messenger RNA. RefSeq lists its product as uncharacterized. Gene Ontology annotation, cellular component: membrane. The transcript is spliced from 3 exons. Bases 7 to 1080 code for a protein of 357 amino acids. Lineage: Eukaryota; Fungi; Mucoromycota; Mucoromycetes; Mucorales; Mucoraceae. The record is from RefSeq and is a predicted model, not a curated record.